Paramecium sonneborni is the source of this 892-nucleotide messenger RNA. The record is from the annotation of a GenBank genome assembly. Lineage: Eukaryota; Ciliophora; Oligohymenophorea; Peniculida; Parameciidae.
UAUUAUAUGUAAGGAUUAAUAGACAUUGAACCAAAACAAUAUUUAGACUUUAUUCUUUAAGAAGGCAAAGUAGGAUAAACAACAUUGAAUAUAUUCAACUUGACUUAGACUAAAUUAACUUUCAAAGUAACAACAAUCUCAUAAUAAGAUUAAAACAACUAAUCCCAAUAUGUUUUAAGUUAAACCAAGUAUAGGAAUCAUUUCAGCAAAUGAUUAAAUGUCUAUAGUUAUUAGCACUAGUCAACCAUUAAAAGAAGAUAGUAAGUUGGAAUCUAAGUUUUAAAUUAACGCGUGUGUAUUAGAAUAAGAAGGAUAGGGUAAAUAUAUUUGUAUAAGUUAGAUCUAACCAACUUUUGGAGACAAUAAGAUGCCUAAUUGAUUUAAUAAGUAUAACUGAGAAGUAGAGUUAAACCUCUAGAAAUACAACAAGAGAUAAUUCAAUAAUAAUAAUUGUAAUAAAAUGUAGUCUUAGAAACUAAUGAAAAUAUGACUCGUAUUAAACCUGCUGAAAUUAAUCAAGAGAUAAUUCCAUAAUAAUUGUAAUAACAUAUGGUAUUAGAAACAAAUCAAAGUAUGGGUUAACUUUAUUAAUCCUUAAUUGAUAAUAGUACAUAAGGUAAUGAAAAAGAUGAGGAAAUUUAGAAAUGUUAAGAGUUGGUUGCUUAAUUGGUAUAUUAUAUUUGAUAUAUUUUUAGUCUUAAGAUGUUUCUAAUUAUCAGUUGAUGUUAAAGAGUGUGAAAGAAUAAGAAGUUGCUAUUAAACAUCAUGGUAUUCAUAAUGUAGAAUUUUAAAUUAGGAAAUAAGUUUGAGUUGAAAUAAGUGAUGAUAAUAGCUGGUAUAUCGUUAAUUUUGGGAUUCAUAUUUGGGAAAUGAUUAAUUAAAAUUAUAAAUA